AACAUAAUGCACUUAUCCGUCCGCUUCGUUUUCUAGGAUUCCCCGACGGCUCCCCAACCCCGCCGUUCCCAGCCCAGGCCGCCGUUCAAUUCCAGUCCCGCACCAAUUUAGGUCGGAGAUGGAGAAGAAGAGAUUCUUGUACAGUCAGAGAUCACAGAGCGGGAACAGUAGUAGUCCAUCAAGAAGCAGGCUGUUGCCGUCUGGUUAUUUCAGCUUGGAGUCUCUGUUUCUGUUAAUUGGACUGACGGCGUCUUUGCUCAUACUGCCUCUCAUCCUUCCGCCGUUGCCGCCGCCGCCGUUUCUGCUGCUUCUGAUUCCGAUAGGGAUCUUGGUUCUGCUCAUGUUCUUGGCUUUGACGCCUAAUGCUAGGGAUAUGACCACUUAUACAUCUCUGUAAAUUUUCCUCACUUGUUCCCUGGCCGAUGGGAUUAAUUUCCCAAAAAAGCUUCGUCGUUCCCAGGCCGCCGUUCCCUGGCCGAUGGGAUUAAUUUCCCAAAAAAGGUUCUGCUUGUGGGAAUGAAUUCCCCAAACAAGC
Linum trigynum is the source of this 535-nucleotide messenger RNA. Lineage: Eukaryota; Viridiplantae; Streptophyta; Magnoliopsida; Malpighiales; Linaceae. The record is from the annotation of a GenBank genome assembly.